Messenger RNA from Mucor mucedo, 198 nucleotides. RefSeq lists its product as uncharacterized. The annotation marks the transcript as partial. The record is from RefSeq and is a predicted model, not a curated record. The transcript has a single exon. Lineage: Eukaryota; Fungi; Mucoromycota; Mucoromycetes; Mucorales; Mucoraceae.
CGGAUUAUCACAAUAAAAUCGUCAAUUACUGGCAUCAGCUGUAAGCAGCCAUCUUUGACAACAUUACACGGUUGUUUUAGAGUUGUUCAUACUGCUACAAAGCAUGCAUAUUAUUUUUCCAAGUAUAUAUUCCUCACUGAGUUGCAAGCAGACCCUCAAUGUGAUUUCAAAGAAUAUAUCAACAAUGAAUUUUUUGCU